GCCUGUGUUUGCCGCUGCCGCCGCCGCCGCCGCCGCGAUUGCUCUCCCUUCUCCAGUGCGCGCUUGGAGCAGCUAGAGAAGUGAGUGGAGGCGGCGCUGUGCAUGCUGGGCUCAGAUCAUGGUGGGGCUUGGCAAUAGGAAGCCAGGCAGGAAGGACUCGAACUAGCGUGCGGCGGCGGCGGCGAGCGAGCGAGCGAGCCAGCGCUAAGGCGGAGGGUUUGCGGAUCGUGUGAGCCGAUCGCCUGGCUAGAUCGGAGCUGGGAGUGAAAGGGGAAGCAAAGUCCCGUAGGCAGAGGCGGGACGGAGCUGCGAGGGAGGCGGAACCGGGGGAGGGGGUCAUUUGGAACCGCGCUGUACGGCCCCCACCCCCUCCCCGGUCUUCGCCUCCCCGAUCUGACUGAAGGAGGAGGAGGAGAAGAAGAAGGGAAAAAGAAAGAGGAGAGGGGCAGGGAAUCCCCGCUUCUUGCAAUGGGAGGCGCCGGUUUGGUCGUCGGUACUGGUGCGUGAAGCAAAGCCGAGACAAGAGGAGCGUAUUUCGGCGCCGCCAACACCUCCAGGAACAGCCGCCGCCGCCGCCUCCCCAUUGCCGGGAGAUGGUGGCAUAUGAAGCGCGCUGGAAGGACCAUGGUUGAAAGGAACAGCAAGUUCCUGCUGAUCGUGGCGGGGUCGGUGUGUUUCAUGCUCAUCCUGUACCAGUAUGUGGGGCCGGGGCUGAGUCUGGGCUCGCCGAGCGGCCGCUCGUACCAGGAUGAGCUGGACCUCUUCCCCACUCCGGACCCGCACUACGUCAAGAAGUACUACUUCCCCGUGCGGGAGUUGGAGCGCCAGCUGGCCUUCGACAUGAAGGGGGACGACGUGAUCGUCUUCCUGCACAUCCAGAAGACUGGCGGCACCACCUUCGGCCGCCACCUGGUGCAAAACGUGCGCCUCGAGGUCCCCUGCGACUGCCGGCCCGGGCAGAAGAAAUGCACCUGCUACCGGCCCAACCGCCGGGAGACCUGGCUCUUCUCGCGCUUCUCCACGGGCUGGAGCUGCGGGCUGCACGCCGACUGGACCGAGCUCACCAACUGCGUGCCCGGCGUUUUGGACAAGCGGGAGAGCGCCGCGGUCAAACCUCCCAGGAAGUUUUAUUACAUCACUCUGCUAAGGGAUCCUGUGUCCCGUUAUCUCAGUGAAUGGAGGCAUGUCCAACGAGGAGCUACCUGGAAAACAUCCUUGCAUAUGUGUGAUGGCCGGACACCAACCCCUGAAGAGCUGCCAUCAUGCUAUGAAGGCACAGACUGGUCAGGCUGUACUCUUCAGGAGUUCAUGGAUUGCCCAUAUAACUUAGCUAACAAUCGACAAGUGAGAAUGUUGGCUGAUCUAAGCUUGGUAGGCUGCUAUAAUAUGUCCUUCAUACCAGAAAACAAGCGAGCACAGAUACUGCUGGAAAGUGCCAAGAAAAAUCUCAGAGACAUGGCCUUUUUCGGCUUGACAGAAUUCCAGAGAAAAACACAGUAUUUGUUUGAGAGAACUUUCAAUCUAAAAUUUAUCAGGCCAUUCAUGCAGUAUAAUAGCACAAGAGCAGGUGGAGUGGAGGUGGACACCAAGACCAUACGGAGAAUUGAAGAACUUAAUGACUUGGACAUGCAGCUAUACGACUAUGCAAAAGACCUCUUCCAACAGCGCUAUCAGUACAAGAGGCAGCUGGAGAGGAUGGAGCAGAGAAUAAAGAAUCGGGAAGAAAGGCUUCUUCACCGAUCGAAUGAAGCACUUCCCAGGGAAGAGACCGAAGAACAAGGACGGUUGCCUACCGAGGACUACAUGAGCCAUAUUAUAGAGAAGUGGUAGCAUUGAAAGAAUUUUAUACAAAAAAACCAAGAUAUUAGUGUUUCCAUUACAAAAGAACAUGGAAUUUAAAAAAAAACUUAUUUAAAACAAUCUGUAAAACAGAAAGUAGAAUGCUUCUUUAAACAAAGGGUCUUUUUACUGUUUCUUACAAGACCAAUGGGGUUCUUAAUAAAACAAAAUAAAAAUAAUAAAAAAGUGAGCUCAGAGUUUAAAAUGCACAAGUGUAGUCCCCUAGAUCUGAGGCCAAAUAUCACCUCAUAUUUCAUCUCUUAUAUGCAGAUCUAGACAUCAUAGAGAGCAGCUUUGUACCACUCUUCUCCAUCGGCAAUGGCAAAUGAGCUUCAAAGAAUCAGUGUUUUCCUCCCUUGUCUAUAUGAGAUGUUCAGUGGUGAACAUCACAAUAAUGGCAGUGAACCUGCCACACAGUGACUUGAUCCCAGAUCCAGCUGCUUGACUUCAGAUUGAAAUCAUGGCUAAAACAAAGGCAGAAUAUAUAACCAACAGCAGUCAAACUAAAAGGAAAUUUUAAAAAUAGAGAAUAAGAAACAUUCAGCAAACAAAUUACAGCCUGGACUACGAAUUGGGGACUGAAGUUUGGAUUACAUGGCACUGGUGUUUUGCAUGCAUACAUUCACAUUCAUACAUUCUACAUUAUCAAAACAACUGGUGAAUCUGUGCAUACAUUUUCUCAGCCUUUGUUAAAGAGAGAAUUAAAUCACUUGUAAAACUAACUGUAAGUGAUCUUGUCACAAAGUGGUAAAAAAAAUGGUUUGCUAGAGAAAGACUGGCUGUGUAUCACUCCAAUAAAUUUAAAGAAUAUGAUCAACUGAGGCCAACAUAUCCCAUGCAAAUUCUAAAUUUAUCAUUUGGUUGUUCUUUUGCUCAUGAUGGAAAAUAUUCUUCCCCUCUGUUUGGAUGUUGAUUUAAUAAGACACAGUUAUUAUUCAAAGUGAUCAUUCGUUAUUUGGCAUUACAUAUUGUCCAUCGCUGUAUAGUGACUGCUAUACAAUAAACAUUAGAUCAUUAUAAGUCCUAGGUCAAAUGAGGCUAACUUAAAAUUUAAUGAAGUAAUUCAUCUCCACUGAUUGAUGUCAGAGAGAUUUAGAUGCAACUAAUUUUCACUGGAUAAUAUCUACUAUGUAUGGGAGUGCUGAUGUUAAAUUUAAGACACUGCAUUGCACCAACACAUCGCAGCACUUGGCUGAUCAUGUCUGAGCUGAAAACCUAAGCAGGCUCAGGAUUUAGGAGUGUGAUAAUAUUAGAGGAUACUAGGGCUUUAGACUAGAUUAGAAAAUUGGAAAAAAAAUAAUCCCAUAAAGGUGGCACUUCCACAGUAUUACCAAAAACAAAUCUUGCGUGGACGUGUCCAUGAAGUCAUUUGCUUACUUGAAGGAGACUUUACUUGUCUGGCUUGCUUUCUCAUUUUUAAGCAAACAAGAGAACUUGUAAGGCUAGAAGUGUUCAGUUGUUCUCACUUCAAGCUCUGAUUUUAUAAGCCUUAUACUUAUUAAGCAUUAAAAAAAAAAUCACAAUGCCAUACAUUUUUUUUCUUUUUAAAAACAUCCAAUUAUCAUUUACUGUUUCUCCAAAAACCUAUGUCUCUUUAUUUUCUAAACACUUUUAUAAGUUUUUAAACCGUUUUAUAAAAUGAGAGUCUGAAGGAAACCAAAUUGUGUUUGUCAUUAUGACUUAUUGUUUCUGUUCUCUUGGAUACUGAGUUAAAUAGUAUUUGAAUAUGAAGGUUGACAGCUGAUUCUCAAAGAUCAGGCACACUCUGCAUCAUAGAGAGAAGCUAGUACAUUUGUUCCACAUGGUUUUCAGCACAAGAAAGUAUGGAACUUCCUUGUGGUUCCAUAUCUCAAUAUAGGUAGUACUUGACAUAGAGCUAUUCAUUUAGCAGCCAUUCAAAGUUACCAAACAGGGACUUAACACCUGGCUCUUCCAUUUGCAACCUUUGUAGCAUUCUCCAAGGUCAUAGCAUCAAAAUUCAGGCACUUAGCAACUGGCAUGUAUUUACAAAAGUUGCAACGUUCCAGAAUCAUGUGAUCACCAUUUGCAACCUUCCAAGCUGGCUUCCAACAAGCAAAGUCAAUGUGGGAAAUAAGAUUCAUUUAAAGAAUGAAUAAUUAUUUAACAAUGCAAUGUGAUUCACUUAUUAAUGCAAUGGUUCGCUUAAUAACCAUAGCAAAAGGUAAACUUGGGUGUGACUUACUUAACAACCGUCUUGCGAAGCAACAGAAAUUCUGUUCCCAAUUGUGGUCGUGAAUCAAGGACUUGAUGUAUUCUUUCCCACAGUUCUCAGUGUCUUCAUGUCUUACAAUUUGGUCUUCUUCCUAAGGAGAUAACCUAAUUAAGCAACCUAUUAUAUAUGCUCAGCUUGCUGCUUCUAUGUUCCAUCCACAGGACAGUGAGAAUUAUUUAGAGUGAUAACAGAAGGAAAACUUGAUUUAAACUUAACUUUAUCCAUCUAUUUCAGUGUUUAACACAAGUACCAAAGGACCUGUAAUGAUCUACAUCCUGAAAAACACGCUAUUUCUUAAAUACAAAUAUUUGGCAGCUCAGUCAGUCCAAAGGUUUUCUGCUGUAUUUGAAAAAGCCCUUUCAUAUUCACAGCUCAUCAAAACUAAGCAUUUGAAUAUAAUUGGGGUGGGGGAGAGACUUUAUAUCCCUAAAUCUUAAAUUUAGGGAUUAACGACAGUCUGCUAAUUCUCUGGAAAACUCUAGACUUUUGUAACAAAUAAAAAAACUUUUUAAAAUGAUCUGUCUGGAAAAACAUCUGCGGCUUUUGACAUGCAGAAAAUGGACCUUUACCCAGAGUGUUGUACUGUGUUCAUCACUAUGGUCUCACAAAAAUGCGCUGCAGCAACUAAUCAAUAUGCAUAGUGUGAACAGCAGAGAGCCUGUUCUAUUAGGCUUUGUAUGACAAAUAGCAACUUUCUAGGGCUUCUUCAUCGUGUGGGUUAAGAUAAAAGGAAACUAGUUUUUUUGUGUGUUUAAAUUUAAUUUCCACAACAACCUGGAUAAAAAAACCUUAAUGGAUCUGCCUGUGAUAAUAGGCUUCCUCCAAUAUUUUUGUUUGCUGUUUUUAUAAGUAAAAGCUAAGAAAAUAAAAACUACUGAAUAUUAUUGUCAGCUUCAGCGCCAAAGUGAGUGAGUGUGUGGUCAUUUUAUGCUUAGAUCACAAUAUAGGUUCUUGCAGCAGAGGGAAAUAUCAAUUUCAUGGCCUGUUCAGUUAAGUUGUCUUCCCAAAUUUUGCUAAGAUACAGUAUUAUACUAUUACAAAGACAUUUAAGUUAUUCAAAAUAAUUUGGACUAAAGCAUAUAAGUUGGACAAAAAGAACAAACUACAAAGGCAAAGAAGCUGUGAUUGGGUAUGAGAAAUAGAGGAAAUCAGUCCAGGAUUUUAAAAUUAUUAUAAGGACAAUUAUAAGGAUAUAGGGGGGGGAAAUGUGGGUGGGACUCUUAACACUAAAUGUGACUGUUUAGAAGAAUUCAUUAACAUCAUGGGAAGAAAUUUUAUAUUGAGUAUUAUUUGAUGUGUGACCAAAUAGUUCAAGAGCAGAUCAAAGAUACUGUAAAGAAAAAACAUGCUUAGUUUAAAAUCCUUUAGCUACAAUAUAGCAGGAACUUUUGGGGUAGCUCCUGUUGUGUCUUUUCAACCUCCAUAUCAUCUUCUGAACUUUCCUUAACUCUGACAGGAGUAGUUUAUAAUGUCAGCAGUGCUGGUGCUGUGGGAGUCUAGAAAACAUCUCCUCUAGCUAUUUAAAAUCAGCAUGCUUACUUAGUCAGAGCAAUCCCUACAGAAGAAAUGCUAUAAACAUUUCCAACAGCACACAUCCUUCCCCCAGCACUCCCUAUUGUUCCAGGACAUUGGCUCCGGACUUAUAGCAAAAGAGACUUUUGCAGUACCAGCCAGCACAUUAGCUCAAUCUUCAUUGAAAUUACUUAAGAAAUUGUUUUCUGCAGAAGCCUUCUGAAAUGAGAACUGAAUGGGGAUUUGUGGAAUGGUUCUGAGGCCAUAAGCCAGCUAAGUAUUUUUCAUAUAAUACAAUGUAUUAGAUUUCUUGUCAGUUUAUUAUGACUGGAAGAUCCUUUCCAGAAACAGGUAUAAUUGACAAAGCUUUCCAACUUGGAGUACACUGGGAUUAGAUUGAUGGCAGCAUUCCCUAGUGAAAUUUCUUAGCAGAGAAGAGUAAUUACAAAAGAUGAAUUAACCAGUUGAAUGAUUAGUGCUCCCUCUGUUGUUUUGGGACUCUAUUGUGAUAUCUGCACUCAGUCUUGUGUUCUUAUAGGAAAUCAGCUCCUAGCCCUGACAAUGAAAACAAGCAAUUUCAAAAGUAUGUACCUCUAGUAUACCAGUUGCUGGGUAACAAUAGGAGUUGACUUUUCUAGAAUUAUCUUGGGUUGGCAUAGGAUUUGCAGAAUGAUUAUUAGGAAAAUUUAACAAAAGGAAAAUCUAGUGGUUUUCCUCCAUUUUUGGCAUGGAAAAUUAUUAGCUCAUUGUACUUGUGCAAGAUUUCUCUUACCAUCUUUAUUAAAUACACUGAAAUGCCAAAUUCUAAGAGUUUGGAUAUGCCUGGUCUUGUAACCAAUUUUUAAAAUCUACAGAGAAUUGUCUUGGAAAUUAUAGCACUAGUGGGGAAAGAAUAGCUUCAGCCAACCCAACCCUCUGUAGCUGCAGUAUAAUUGCAUCUAGAGAAUGGGGUUGAGAAUGAUUGACAAGAAUAAAGCAUGUACAUAACAAUUUUAAAAGAUUAUGCAGAAAGAUACUGCAUCUUUUUAAAAAAGAUUUUGUUACAUUAUUUGAAUGGGGAUGUGGAAUUGCAGAGUCAUGGCAGAACAAAUAUAUGUUGCAUAUAUGUGCUCUAACUAACAGAGUAUAUGGAAGAGUAAGACCAACAUUAACAAGGAUCAAUAUGGCUAGGCAAGGGAAGCCAUGGUUCACUGGUAGAGUAUAUGCCAAUGCCAAGUUUAUCCCCAAGUGUUUCUACUUUAAUAAUAAAAAAGACCAAAUAGUAAUUUUAAAAACUUUUGCUUAAAAGCUGAACGCCAGCCUAAUAAAUUCCUACAUUUCCCAUCUAGUGUAUACACAUAUACCAUCAUGUUCUCAAAACAAAUUCGUUUUCUGAAUGCAAUAUUAUUUGACUUUUCUUUAAAUGCAAUAGCAAUUUCUUGCAAUGAAACCCCAUUAGGCUUCCAAUUGUGCAAGCGCGAAGAAAGUUGCUUGAAACUAUUACACUAAAUGCAAAGGACUGCCAAACAUCCAUGCUAUUACAUGAGGCUGAAUUUACAUUGCUUUUUUUACAAUUAGAAAUACAAGAUUUUUAAGAUGAGAGGCAAAGGGGCAUCAGGAGGCCACUGCAAGAUCUUUAUGAGUUUAGGCUCUCUUCCAGUUUAUGUUUGACAUAUGCAAUUCACAUUCACACAGAUUUCUCCAAUCCACUCUGAUCCUUCACCUGAAACACUAUAGAUAUGACUAGCAGUAUGUUGUGCUAGUCUAGCUUUGAAUGCAAAGGGUAGGUUUGAAUGUCCCCUUUAGUUCUAAAGCAUCUAAAUUAGAAGUGAAUAAUUUUACAUUUAUAGAUGAUUCACAAAUUAAAGAUAGUUUUGACAGGCAUGUGUUGCUAACUUGAAUACUACGUCCUCUACUGUCUUCAAAUCCAUUUGAGCCAUGCAGUUCUUUAUAAUACCUGGAAGGUAACAGAAGAUGCAACGUUUCCCAUGAUUGGGCAUAGGAUAUCAUUAGAACCAUUAUUCUUUUUGUUGUUGCUCACAUUCCAUUAAUAUGGACAGGUUUAAAAUUUUGUGUGUGUGUGUGAUAUUAAAGCAAAGAGGAGUUGGCCAGCCAAAUGAUUGUCUCCAAGAGUGGGCUGCAUGCAUUCAUAGGCUGAUCGAUUGAGGUUUUCCUCUCAUCGAGCUUUUAUGUUAAUAUCUUUGUUUUCUAAUAAAUCCUGAAGCGGAUCAUGGGGAAGUGCUCCACCGUGUGAUUCCCUAUCCCAUUCUGUGCCUAUAGUUCCUGCUUUUUCUCCUCUACCUUUUUCUCAGGUGCUCCCUCCUACAUGCUGAAUUUGAGUGCUGAGCUAUGAAAAAUUAUUGUUGAACUUAUUUUCAAACAAUGAUUUGUUUUGUACAUGUUGGAAUAUGUUUUAAUUUAUUUGUGUUGCUGAUUUGAACUGAUUUUCAACUGCGUGUUACAAACUCAUUUUAGUUUCAAUAUCUAUGUCAAUGCCUCCGCAAAUUCUGGUGAGUGCUAGUGCUUCUAUCAGCACAACUGCAGUUGAGUGAGAUAUCAUGUUACGUGCUUUAUGCAAACUGCUUUUAAUUUCACAAAGAUGUCUAAAUUGCAUUAUGAAACUGAUGAACAAGCUAUUCCCAAGGAACUAUUUCCUCUCCUUUCUUUGGGUGACUUUGUCCAAUAAACUGGUACUUGGAUCUUUCCAGGCUCCAUUUUUCUCUCCCAUUUAAGAUCUCAAACAGGCUCUUCUUAUUAACACUGAGAACAUCUACCUUCAGACCAUUAUUUUCCAAUGGACCGACUCUGUAAGAUCUGCAUGUUUGCUGCAGAAACUAAAAGCAAUGUUUAAAUUGAAUCAAAUAACUUCUUUAUAUAUUUAUUUAUAGCUUCUUUUUUAAAAAAUGUUACAAAGAGAAAGGAUUGUGUUCCUUUUCUUCAUCUCAGUAACUAUUACAAAAACAGACAAAACAAAAUAAAAGGAUAGUCACCUAAUUGUUUCUGUCUAGAUCAAGACUGGACCUUAGCAAGUUAAAUAAAGCGUACAGAAAGAU
This is a messenger RNA of Pantherophis guttatus, 8616 nucleotides long. It is a transcript of the gene HS6ST1, whose product is annotated as heparan sulfate 6-O-sulfotransferase 1. Gene Ontology annotation, cellular component: membrane. Gene Ontology annotation, molecular function: heparan sulfate 6-sulfotransferase activity. The record is from RefSeq and is a predicted model, not a curated record. Lineage: Eukaryota; Metazoa; Chordata; Lepidosauria; Squamata; Colubridae.